AUGCUGCGCGUCAUUCAGGUUAAUCUGAAGCACUCUAAAUGUGCUUCAGAUAACCUGAGAGUUUUCCUGAGGGAGGAAAACUAUGAUGUGGGCAUUAUUCAAGAGCCCUGGGUUAAUGGCCUCCGAGUGAGGGGCCUUCAAGACAGCCAAUACGACCUUUUCUAUAAGCCCGUCAGUUCGAACCAAGGUAAGCCAAGAACUUGUAUUUUAGCUAAAAAACACUUAAAAGCUUUUUUGUGUCCCAAUCUUAGCACCUCUGAUUUGACCGUUGUCAAAUUGGAGGGUUCAAAUACUGAGGGUUUACUCUUGGCUUCUGCGUACAUGGCACACGACCAGCAGUCACCGCCGGAGGAAGUACGCAGGCUGACAAUACAAGCCAAUACCAUGAAGACAAGCCUACUCAUCGGGUGUGACGCAAAUGCACGUCAUACUCUGUGGGGUAGUUCUGAGAUCAAUGAACGAGGUGAGUCUUUAUUUGAUUAUAUCAUUGAAAAUAACCUUUCUCUCUGCAAUAGAGGUACUACUCCAACCUUCAUUUUCCCGAGUUCGGGAAAUUAUGAAGGAUGGGAGGAUGUACUAGACAUCACCUUUAUAAACAACUACUCCAAUCUGCAGGUAGAAAACUGGAGAGUAUCCCCUUUAAAAUCCUUUUCAGAUCAUAGUUGGAUUCUCUUCCAACUCAAAUUUGAAACUAAAACCCCACCCCCUUACAGAAAUCCCAAAAGAAUUGACUGGAAGAAUUUCGGUCAAGUUUUUAGUGCAAAAAUACGCAGUAUACCCAAUCUGAGCACAGAUACGGUUGAAGAUCUUGAAUCAAAGGUUAUAACCUUUGAAAGAUCGAUGAUCACUGCCUUUAAAGUCUCGUGUCCGGUGAGACAUAGCAGCACAGAGAAAAAUAUGACCCGCUAA
Molecule: messenger RNA, 909 nt
Organism: Episyrphus balteatus (marmalade hoverfly)
Lineage: Eukaryota; Metazoa; Arthropoda; Insecta; Diptera; Syrphidae
Exons: 1
Coding region: 1-909 (302 amino acids)
Molecular function (GO): catalytic activity
Source: RefSeq, a predicted model, not a curated record